CAGCAGCAGUGAUGGCAGCGGCUGUGUUUUCAUUAGUCUAAUAUUCAGAGAAGCUCCACAAUUAUGUAAGAGUGACGUGCUGUCGUCCUCUCUCGGCUGGCCUACUGCGUCGCAGAAACGUGGCCGUGUUCCUUUGAUCCUCCAUCGCUGGGGAAAAAAACCCAAAAGGACAUCUGACGGGAGUGUGUGUUCCGGCGCAGGACUUGUAGUAGUCACGCCACAGCAACCUUGCUGCUUUGGGGCUGGUUGGCAUGGACGCACUAAUGCGUUGAAGCGGCGAGGAAGAGUCUCUGCGAGGCGGAAAAGAUGAGCACGCACGAGGAGCUGCUUCGAGUCUUUAUUUGAAAAUGGAAGAAGGGUAAAUCUGGCGUAGCGUCAGCGUGAUCUGUGUGAUGCUGUUGGCCUUGGAGGAGUAUUACAGUAGAAGAUGAAGUUCAAGAAGUUCAUCACGAUCAUGCAGGCAGCAAUGGGGAUUGUACCUUUAAACAAACGAGAGCUUCUGCCACCCGGCAGGAAACUAUGGAGACCCCCGGGUGAUCAGCCUGGAGCUGACCAGACCUCGGCUGCACUUUUUAAAUCCAGCCGCAAGUUCUGUUGGCCCCGAGAAGCCCAGUACUUGUAUCUUCGCCGCCUGUCUUCACGCAGCUACUCUGCAAUCAUGAUGAACCCAGUCAUGGAGGAGACUGUGUGGGAGCAGUACACAGUGACCCUGCAGAGGGAUCCAAAGAUGGGCUUCGGCAUCGCCGUGUCAGGAGGGAGAGACAACCCAAAUGAGGACAGCGGUGAAACGUCCAUCGUUGUGUCCGAUGUCCUACAAGGAGGACCAGCUGAUGGCUUGUUAUUUGAGAAUGACAGGGUGGUGCAAGUGAAUGCCAUCCCCAUGGAGGGGGUGAUUCACUCCUUUGCCGUCACAACCCUGCGAAAAUGUGGCAAAGUAGCAAAAAUUACAGUCAAGAGGUCGAGGAAGGUUCCUGUAAAUCUUCUGAAUCGUCCCGGAUCACCUGACGAUCGUGUGUUUAACAACGACUACAAUGACGAUUACAACUACGAGCAGGACCGCCGCAGUGUGUACAGCGGCAGACAGGACCAUAGCCUGGAAAGGGAAAGAGGCGGUUAUAUGGAUUCUGGUUACCAAACGCGUGAGCGCGAUUACAACAGAGACUAUGACAGACGAGAACGGGGCAGGGGUGCGGCGAGAGACUUGAGCCCGGACCAGCAGAACCGGAGAGAUGGGAGCAGAGGUCGCACAUUGGACAGAGAACAUAGUCCUGAUCGCCAUCACAAGAUUAUAGCUGAUCACAGCCCAGACAGAAGGUAUCGAAGUGAACGCACGUUAGAUCGAGAUCACAGCCCCGAUCGGCGAUACCGCAGCGAGCGAACCCUCAACCGUGACCACAGCCCAGACCGACGCUAUCGAAGUGAGCGCGGGCUGGACCGCACUGAAAGCCCCGACCUAAAUUACAGGAGGGACCACCAUAGUCCGGGACGCAGCCACGGACGCAACCGCAGCUUCGAGCGAGGACGGGAUCGAGUUCCGAGCGACACCAGAAAAUAUGAUGAGCCGUUGAAGCGAGGUAGCAGGGACCACCUGGACCGCUCACCCUCACCUGCCGCUAUGCCCAUCCCUAUGCCACGCCAUGUUCGAGGAGAACUUGAUCCACUGGAGAAACCUCUGAAUGUGCUGCUGCUCAAGAACCGGCCUGGCGAAGAGUAUGGUCUUCGUCUGGGCAGUCAGCUGUUUAUCAAAGAGAUGACCAGCACAGGACUUGCUAACAGAGAUGGAAACCUGCAAGAAGGAGACAUCAUUCUUAAGAUCAACGGCACAGUGACUGAAAACUUGUCUCUGAGCGACGCAGGCAAAUUGAUAGAGAAGUCUCGUGGGAAGUUACAGCUGAUGGUUCAGAGAGACAGACAGCAAGUGUUGAUCCGAGUCCCUCCGAUGGUGGACAGCGACUCUGAGCUUGAUGAUAUCUCUGAGAUCGAGUCGUAUCGCUCCUACUCCCCACAAGAUGAAAGGCAGGGCCAUCAUUCAGAUCUUUCCUCACAUUCCUCCAACGAGAGGCUCAGAGAGAAGCCCAGUAGAGAGGAGCCACCAAACAGGCUGGUUAAAAUGGGUGCCAUGCCGACCCCAUUCCGAGGUCAUGAUCGACCUGUGGAAGAUACACCGCCAUUGCCUGUUGAAAGGGAGGAACCACGGCCACAAACGCCACCAAAGUUAGUCGCUCCAAAGGUUCAAGCUCCACCAAAGGUGCCUUUAAAGCCAAACGUAGAGGACCAGGAAGUGUACGGGCCAAACACGGUGAUGGUUCGUUUUCAGAAAGGUGACAGCGUUGGGAUGAGGCUUGCAGGAGGAAACGAUGUUGGCAUCUUCAUCGCUGGCGUACAAGAUGAUAGUGCAGCUGAACACCAAGGUCUUCACACUGGAGAUCAAAUUGUUAAGGUGAAUAACAUGGACUUUAGAGGUAUGGUUCGUGAGGAUGCAGUCUUGUACCUCCUGGAGAUCCCUAAGGGUGAAGAUGUGACCAUUCUUGCUCAGAGCAAACCUGAAGUUUACAAAGACAUUUUAGCCUCUGGCAGAGGUGACGCUUUCUUCAUCAGGACCCACUUCGAGUAUGACAAAGAAGCCUCACAAAGUCUUCCUUUCGCCAGAGGAGAGAUUUUCAAAGUUACAGAUACACUUUAUGAUGGCAAGCUGGGCAACUGGCUGGCAGUGCGUACGAACAAAGAAAACCAGCUGCUGGAGAAAGGCAUCAUUCCAAAUAAGAGCAGAGCAGAGCAAAUGUCCAACGUCCAGAAUGCUGCACGAGCUGCAUUGGGCAACGACAGAGGAGACUUCUGGAGGCUGCGAGGACAACGAGCAGCCAAGAAAAAAGACCUUCGUAAAAGUCGGGAGGAUCUCAGUGCAACUCCAAUUGCCUCACGAUUCCCAGCCUAUGAGAGGGUGGUCCUGCGUGAAGCUGGUUUCAAGAGACCUGUUGUGAUCUUUGGACCCAUUUCUGAUGCUGUGAAUGAAAAACUGGCCAACGACAUGCCAGACCAGUUUAUUGUUGCUAAAACAGAGCCAAAGGAUGCAGGAACCGAGAAAUCUUCCGGAGUUGUGCGAUUGAACACAAUCCGACAAAUCAUUGAACAGGACACUCAUGCAUUGCUGGAUGUGACACCCAAAGCUGUUGACACCCUGAAUUACACUCAGUGGUAUCCCAUCGUGAUCUUCCUCAACCCUGACAGCAAGCAAGGAGUCAAGACUAUGAGGAACCGCCUCCUGCCAGGAUCCAACCGCAGUGCACGCAAACUUUAUGAGCAGGCGGUCAAAUUGAGGAAGACCUACUCGCACCUUUUCACUGACUCGAUUGACCUCAACUCAGCCAAUGAUGCUUGGUAUGGCAGCGUGAAAGAUUCAAUCCGAGAGCAGCAGGAUAGAGCUGUGUGGGUGUGUGAGGGCAAGUUGGACGGUUCAGAGGAGGAUCUAGAUCUCCAUGACGACCGCAUGUCCUACCUGUCUACCAUGAGCGCGGACUAUUUGAGCAUGGACAGCCGGCUCACCAGUGACUAUGAUGACACAGCUGAUGAGGGCGGGGCUUACACGGACAACGAGCUGGAGGAGCCGAUGGAUGAACCCCAGCCUGUGUCAGCCAUCAGUCGUUCAUCAGAACCCGUGCUACCAGAUGAGAAGCCCCAUCCUGAGCCCCGGGCUCGUACGAGAAGCACAAGCAACAGAGAAGCACUAAACAGACAGCCAAGUCCUCCUCCUGCUUUUGUCCCAGUACCUCCAAAGGUACGGGCUCACACCCUGGCUGAGCCGUCACGUAGUUACGACUCACAGUCCAGCAGCACCAUCAGCAGCGAUGCGGCGGGCGUCAACAAGCCACUUCCUCCUCCACUGGCCCUGAAGCCAACUCGCCUCAGCCAAACAUCGGAGGAGCAGAGCACAGAGAAGGAAGAGGACGACCCUGCUAACAAAUCCUUCAUGGGCAAGCAAUCCAGGCAGCAGAUCAAAGCCUUUGAGAAAAUGGACCACUUGGCAAAAGCUCAGAGGAUCCUUGAAUUGCAGGAAGCAGAAAAUGCCCGAUUGGAAAUCGCUCAGAAGCAUCCGGACAUCUACGCCAUCCCCAUGAAAUUACCCAAACCAAAUCUCAACCGUCCUCAGCCUAUAGGUUCCAGCUCCAAUCCUGAGCCACAGGCUUCAUCCAGGCAGCAGUACUCUGAGAACAGACAUGAUGAAGAUGAGGCAGAGUACCGCAGACAGCUGGCUGACAGCAACAAGAGAGGAUACUACAAUACUCAGAAAUACAAGGACACAGAGUUGUAGUAAAAAAAAAACACAUGACAUCAUCAUUACAUCAUUACACAAUGACAUAUUAGAUAUAUAUGUAGGUAUAUA
Nerophis lumbriciformis (worm pipefish) is the source of this 4381-nucleotide messenger RNA. RefSeq names its product tight junction protein 2a (zona occludens 2) (gene tjp2a). The record is from RefSeq and is a predicted model, not a curated record. Gene Ontology annotation, biological process: establishment of endothelial intestinal barrier; cell-cell adhesion; protein localization to cell-cell junction. Gene Ontology annotation, cellular component: bicellular tight junction; plasma membrane. Gene Ontology annotation, molecular function: cell adhesion molecule binding. NCBI's taxonomy places the organism in Eukaryota, Metazoa, Chordata, Actinopteri, Syngnathiformes, Syngnathidae.